Molecule: messenger RNA, 4686 nt
Organism: Thamnophis sirtalis
Lineage: Eukaryota; Metazoa; Chordata; Lepidosauria; Squamata; Natricidae
Product: RING finger protein 11
Biological process (GO): ubiquitin-dependent protein catabolic process
Cellular component (GO): ubiquitin ligase complex
Molecular function (GO): ubiquitin protein ligase activity
Source: RefSeq, a predicted model, not a curated record
CCCUCCCUCUAGAGCUGGUAGACGGAGGUUGGCCGGGCCGGUCCCGGCAGCGGCCCGGAGCGGGCGGGCAUGGGGGGCUGCCUGUCCUCGCAGGCAGCUGAUGACCUGUCGCUACUCAACGAUUCUACCGGCGAUGGGGCGAGUCUUGGGCCAGGAGACCCGCUCCCCCUCCCUGCCCCACCGCCCCCCUACCAGGAGAAAAAUAUGAAAUAUCAGCUGCACAGUGCUGUUUUUGUGCUACCAACCAUCAGUCUGGAAGCUCCCUUGGUCGAAGAGAAAACUACUUGGGCUGCUGAUCACACUCCAAUUCCAGUGUAUCACCCAACGCCUAGCCAGGCACGUCUUGCCACACAGCUAACAGAAGAGGAACAAAUCCGGAUAGCUCAAAGGAUUGGACUAAUUCAGCACCUUCCUAAAGGAAUAUUUGAUCCUGGCUCAGAGCCAUCAGAAAAGAAAAUCAAAGAGUGUGUAAUCUGUAUGCUGGAUUUUGUAUAUGGAGAUCCCAUCCGAUUCCUGCCUUGUCUACACAUCUACCAUGUAAACUGCAUUGAUGACUGGCUGAUGCGAUCAUUCACAUGUCCUUCUUGCAUGGAGCCAGUUGAUGCUGCUCUGCUCUCCUCCUAUGAGACUAACUGAGGUGGCUUUGAGCCCUGCUCUCGUUCAUGCUUCCAGGCUGUGGAUAUAUUGGGGGCCUGGGAUGUGGGACAUUAUUUGCACAAUUCUGGGGUACACCAAAGAAACCGGUCCCAGCCCCUACGGACACAUGCAGCCAUGCUGGCUGUACUAAAGGAUGAUUUGUGCCAUAUUUUGAGUGUUGCAUCUAGUGUAAGGGGAGGGGGGGUGUUUGGAAGGAAACAGGGAAUGGCAGAACUAAAACUUUUCUUCCACUCUACUCACAAUUUAGUUUUGUAGAAAAUCAAGAUUGUUCUUUGACCCAAUUAUCUACCCUCAUACCUUUACAAGUCCGUUAAACUACUGAGUACAGUUGUAGGAAACUGUAGUGGAAUUCUAACUUGUUAAUGAAAGAGAAAGCUGUUUAAAGCUGAUGCUGAAGAUCUCUUAAGAUUUUACAAAUUAAGAGAAAUUCUAAGGCUAUUAUACAAGCUCGGGUCAAUUCACGAGAAAUUCUAAGGCUACUAUACCAACUUGGGUCAGUUCACAGGGGAAAAGAAUUUAAUGUAGAAAAAACCCCAGGAAUUUUAUGUUUGGGCCACUAUUGAAAAUGCAUAUAUCAAUACAAGUACACAAUGCAGAAAACAAGCCUUAGAAGCUAGUUAGCUACCUGCCUAGGGUAGCGUGAAGCUGUAAUAUUUGCUAGGGAAGGAGACUGAACCUGUUCUUGUUGCUUUUGGAAGUGCUUCUUUUGAUAUAUAUAUAUAAUUUAGUUAAGAGAAAAGGAUACCAUUUCCUUGCUCUUUUUUUCUCCAUCAAAUAGUUUUAUCUAUUUUGAAGAAGUAUAUGGUGCCUCUUCUCAAACCCCUGUAGGGCAAGCAGGUUCUCUAUCUAAUACUUAUUCACCAGACUAGGAGAAAGUCACACGGAUUAACAGACUUUGAAAGCAAUAGUUUGUUUCGCUCAAUCUUCAUUUGGGUGAAGUUCACUGGAAGGAGCAAGGAUGGUCUUAGUGCAGAUUAUUUGUCACAAUGUGAAAUUUCUGCCUUUCUACUAUAUGAAAAAAGUGUUGACAUUUAAAUAUAUAUAUAUACAGCGUGUUUAAAGUGAGAAAUAUUUUUAUGGAAAGUUUACAAUUCAGUUUGGUAAGAUCCUUUCAGAUGCUGGUUGUGAGUUAAAACAUCCAUAUAUUCUGAAGAGUGAAGAAAUGUUUAUUUGUAGGCAAUCUACUAUUUGUCUUACAUAAAAGAAGGUUUUGUCCCAUAAGAACCUGUUAAGGCAGGCUGUUACUAUGAUGCAGCAAAGCCAAUAUGUGAAAAGGCUUUCCUAAAUCAUAUUGUUUAUUGCCCUGCAAGUACAGAAAUGUGAAAGUGCUUUUCUGAUUAUGUAUUGUCCAUAACAAAGAUCUAGUGCUUGAAAGAUUUAAAAAAACCGGAUGUACAUUGCAUUGAAAUGGAAAAUAAAUAGAUUAUCAGCAAUGCCUUCUAAAGUACAUAUGUUGCCCAAGGUGACUGUAGAAAACUUUUCUAUUCUAGUGAAGGUGAGUAGAACCAGAGAAUGUGGUACUCUGAAUUAAUUUGACGUGAUUCAGUUUUCUCUUUUACCUUUAAUACAAUUAGAAAUUAGUUGCCAUUGUUGCAAUGAAGCUUGAUUCUAUACAGUAGUAGGAACUGAUCUUAUUCUUGUAUGGCCCUUCUGAAGGGAACUCCCAACAGACCUACAAUAUUGUAAGGAUUCUUGGAAAUUGCAAUUUGGCCACAAGAAAGUCAUAUUGGGUUUGGGAAUGAAGUCAUAUGUUUUCUAAACCAUACUACAAAUAAUCUUUUAUUUGCAACAUCUCAAUGCGUCAAACGAUGAUUUGGCCAUGAGAAGACAAUACAUUUAAAAAUUUAAGAAACAAAUAGGAAAAUGACUAGAUAUCAGUUUAAGGCAAAAUUAAUUUCUUUAGAUGACGGAACUAAGGGGCUCCUUGUCAGCAAUAUCUUAUCCUUCCCUUUUAUUCUGUUUUCUCAUUCACACAGCCAUUAAAUCCCCACCCCACCCCAAUGAAACACAGUGAAGGACUCCAACCUUUCCAGCUCCGUGGACCAGCGGCGGGUAGGGGCAAUGGUUUCGCACUCAUUUGACUGCUGCUUCCAUGGUCUGAUUGCCAAUAAGCUACGAAUUGGUAGUGGUCUGCAGACUAGGGGUUGGGGACCCAUUUUAAAGUACAUUUUUUGAAAGUCCUUGUCCCAUGGUAUCUCAUCCCUUGGUAUUGCUUGUAUCUUCAUUUUGAAGUUCACCAGGAAAAAAGUGGCAAAAGUAAAGAUGGAGCUCACUAUUUAAAUUACUAGUAUACUCUAGCCAGCAUGCUCUGUUGUGUAUUAGUAUCUCAUUGCUGUUUAGAGAUAUGGGAAAAUAUUAGGAUUGCUUCAUGCAGGCCAUCAAAAUCUGUAUUUAGUAAAUCAUAAUACUGAGGAAAAUAACAUGGCAUAUAUCUUUCAUGCCAAGCAGUUUCCUAAAGGGUACAAUAUUAUGCCAAACAUUUCACUUCAUCUAUGAAUUCUCUUAAGCCACUCAGAACAUUGAAGCAGGCAAUAUAUAAGUAACUUUAAAAGUGCCAUAGCUUCUUUCAAGACAUGGGAUCACUAUCUCCAAUGCUGCAUGUAAGCCCCUACCUUUACUGGUUUGGAAAAUCAAUAAGAAAAAGGGGGAGAAAAAACAAGACUUUUUUUUCUUUACAAAAGAAAGUUUUUUUCUUUACAGGAAGAUGAGGGCCUACUAUAAGGGACUAUCACUGAAGAAGUGGUACCAAUUACUUCUUUUUUUUCUAUCCCAAAGAAUCACUUGGUAAGAUCAUUGCUCUAUUUAACUCAUAAAAAGAUAAAAUCCACACAAAAGAGGGUCAAUUUCAUGCUGCUAAUACAACUGAUUAAACCUAAUAAUAUAACCCAAAAUUGUAGCUCUGAUGUGAUGUGAAAAUAGCUUGGGCAGAAAUGAAAUUACUUAUGAAUAGCAGUGACCAACAUUUAGUAAAAGACAAUACAAAGUAUAUGCAAUAGUCAAAGAACCUCUGGAAAAUAUGAGCAACUGCUUGUCUACUUUGAAAGGAACUGUUUCAUGCUCUACUUACUGUGGUUUUUACCUGUUCCAUUAACUGCUAUUUGUUUUUCAAAAACAUGGUAAAUAUAACACAGAAAAGGGCACAUGCAUCUUGUUUUUUUCAUUGUAACUGAAAGCAAAAUACAACUUUUCACUAAUUUAUAGAUAGAAGUUUUUUCCCAUUAUGUAAUUAUAGCUAUGUUUAUGCAAUAUGGUAAGCUUUAACAUGAGUUGUCUCAUUUGGGCUUAGCACAAUGCAUGUGCAAACCAUGACAGUUUAGAAAUAAACUUCUUGGCUGCACUAUUACAGUAAGAAAAUGAAUCCAUUUUCUCUAACUUUGUAUGUAUUGCAUAUUUAUGGAAAACAAUUCUAAUCAUUUUAAGUGCAGAUUAACUCUUCAUUUAGCUUUCAACCUUCUGAUAAAGAUUUUAAAGAUUCAUUACCACAUAAGCAAAGGAAAAUCUGGAUGCUGGUUAUACCUUCAGUAAACAGUUUUAAUGACUUUCCAUGUUUAAAUAAUGCCAUCUAGAAAAAAAAAUAUGGAAAACAUAUACCAACAAAUAUCCACAACAAAAUUCUAUUAGUUAAAAAUAUUAUUGUAUUAAGGAUGAUUAGUACUCUAAUCUGGGCUGUGGAGGUCAAAAGCAAUAGUCGCAAGCCUGAUCGAGUGUAUAAUAAAGAAGAAAAUUGGCAUCACUUUACAGGAAGCUGAAAAUAAAAUACCAAACCUUUAUUCUUUUUCCUGGUGUUUUAACAGCAAUCUCUCAUGAUAUUACGAGAGGCAAAAACAUUUUUUUUUGUUUCAUCUAACCACUCCCUUACCAUAUUCAGAUAUAGUUCCUAUAGGCUUGUUGUGCAUGUAAAACCUGUUAUGUAAUCAGAGUUCUUAUUUACGCUAAAGAACACUCAGAUGUUUUAUGAGUAAUUCCAGCAAAAAUGCUUGAAGAACCCUGAUAUAAAGAAAGCAUUGUUCUUCAAAUGCAUUACACAAA